This is a messenger RNA of Vitis vinifera (wine grape), 2012 nucleotides long. Its product is annotated as protein ACCELERATED CELL DEATH 6. The record is from RefSeq and is a predicted model, not a curated record. Gene Ontology annotation, cellular component: plasma membrane. NCBI's taxonomy places the organism in Eukaryota, Viridiplantae, Streptophyta, Magnoliopsida, Vitales, Vitaceae. Bases 843 to 2012 code for a protein of 389 amino acids. The transcript has 3 exons. Gene Ontology annotation, molecular function: protein phosphatase 1 binding; protein phosphatase regulator activity.
AUUAGCCAGUUAAUUUCAUCCACAAUGUUCCACAUUUCUUGUGCAUGAGCUGUCAAGAUGGGAGAUGCAGUAUCACAAUAAAGGGAAAAUACAGAAAUUAAAAACCAAAAAAAUUCAAAGAGACCGGGGAAAGGACAGAUGCACUUUCUCUCCACCACACAACUUUGCACGUCACAACAUAAUGACAUAAAUAAAUUGCUUCCAUUCGUUUCAGUUCACUACAGUUGGAGAGGAAAAACACUUAAUGGAUCAGCUGGGUGCUUCCAAUCACGGCGCAGAAUUGCAGGAUUGCAGAAUUUCAAAUCAGGCUGCAAAUGCAGAUGGCAGACAAACUGUCAUCACAGGCAUGGAUGCCGGUCUGUACAAGGCGGCAGCGGAGGGGAAGAUCGAUGACCUCAAGAAGAUUUCAGAGCAUGAAUUUCAAGUCCAGUUAACCCCAAACCAUAACACAAUACUCCACAUCGCAGCCCAGUUCGGUAAACUAGACUGUGUGCAAUGGAUCCUUACGUUGCCUUUCAUGUUCCUCUCUACUGCAACGGCCAAAUCUGAAAGGCGAGACUCCGCUUCACCUUGCAGCAAGGGAAGGGCAUUUGAAGGUCGUGGAAGCUCUUAUACGCACUGCAAAAUCACUUCCCGUAGAUAUUGAAACCGGGAUUGGAGCAGAAAAGGUGAUUUUGAGAACCAAAAAUAAGAGGAAAGACACAGCCUUACAUGAGGCAGUGCGAUAUGGGCAUUCUGAUGUGGUGAAGUUAUUGAUUGAGAAAGACCCGGAGUUUACCUAUGGUCCUAAUAGUUCUGGCAGGACUCCUCUUUACAUAGCUGCUGAGAGAAGAUUUGUAGACAUGGUGGGUAUGAUCAUAAGCACUUGCCAUUCACCAGCUUACGGUGGUUUCAACGGUAGAACGGCCUUGCAUGCUGCUGUAAUCUGCAAUGACAAAGAAAUCACAGAGAAGAUACUGGAAUGGAAACCCGCUCUGACCAAAGAAGUAGAUGACAAUGGGUGGUCUCCGCUCCACUUUGCUGCAGAGAGUGGAGAUGAUCCAACAAUAGUGAGGCGAUUACUAGAGAAAUCAGAUAAGAGUGUAGUCUACCUUGGGACCAAAGAUGGGAAAAAGACUGCCCUUCAUAUUGCAUCACUCCACCAUCAUGGGAAAAUAGUAGAGGAGCUCCUAUCUCAAUUCCCGGAUUGUAGCGAGCAGGUUGAUGACAAGGGCCAUAAUAUUUGUCACUUUGCCAUGAUGGAAAAAGGGGAAAACAGUACUUACCUUUUAAAUCACUGGCUGAGAUUGAGAGGGCUUGUAAAUGAAGAAGAUGCUCAAGGAAACACACCCCUCCACCUUCUCUCUUCUAACAAAAUUCUGAAUCCAGUGUUCGUAUUAGAUCGUAAAGUCGAUAAGAAGGCCUGCAAUAAUGAAUACUUGACAGCUGUUGACAUAAUUUCGAGGGCCCAGGACAUUUCCGCAGGAGAAAAGGAGGUAUUUCUAACGAAAUUUCGGACAGCGAUGAGUGAUCCUUCGCCUGCAGAGGGAUUAUAUAAGCAAAUAAAUAAAGUCACACAAAGCAAAGCCUUCAAAGAGAAAUACAUCUCUGAACUAAAGCGUAGAGGCGAAGCCCAUUUGAUGGUUUCCGCACUUAUAACAACGGUAACUUUUGCGGCGGGUUUCACCUUGCCCGGUGGUUACAAUGGGGAUGAUGGCAUGGCAAUUUUAACAAGGAAACCAGCUUUCAGGGCAUUUGUUGUGACCGAUACCAUUGCCCUGGUGCUCUCAGUAUCUGCUGUCUUCCUUCAUUUUUUUAUGACUGUGCAUGACGAUGAAACUGUCCUUCGAAAACACUUCCUUUGGGCCGUUUCUUUCACCAUGCUUGGCAUGGGAGCAAUGGUGAUCGCUUUCACGACUGGGUUGUAUGUAAAGGAUUUUUGGAAGAGAGAAAUUGAAGAAUUAUUGCUUGUGAUUCUCAUUGAUAUGGUUAGUAUAUAUACAGAUUGCAUUAGCACGAAAAUAGGAAACUGA